Molecule: messenger RNA, 573 nt
Organism: Penicillium maclennaniae
Lineage: Eukaryota; Fungi; Ascomycota; Eurotiomycetes; Eurotiales; Aspergillaceae
Product: IQ and HECT domain protein
Exons: 1
Coding region: 1-573 (190 amino acids)
Biological process (GO): protein polyubiquitination; ubiquitin-dependent protein catabolic process
Molecular function (GO): ubiquitin protein ligase activity
Source: RefSeq, a predicted model, not a curated record
AUGAAAGAGCUGAGGCCUGGUGGCUCGUCUAUUCCGGUCACCAACCAGAAUCGACUGGUGUAUAUAUCCUACAUUGCCCGAUACCGAUUACAACUGCAACCACAAUACCAGACCAAUGCUUUCCUGCAGGGUCUCGGGCAAAUGAUUCAGCCCGCAUGGCUGUCUAUGUUCAACCAAGCCGAGUUGCAAACUCUGGUGAGCGGCGAGAAUGCCGAUAUCGACGUGGAAGAUCUUCGGCGAAACACACAAUACGGUGGUGUAUAUACCAUUGGUGACGACAAUCAGGAGCACGAGACGGUGAAGCUGUUUUGGAAGGUGAUGCAUGACAUGAGCAACGAAGAGCGCCAGAAGGUCCUCCGCUUCGUGACCUCAACACCUCGAGCCCCGCUACUUGGGUUCAGCCACCUCAACCCACGAUUCAGCAUUCGGGACUCGAGUGAGGAUCAGGAGCGCCUACCGAGCACAAGUACCUGUGUCAACCUCCUGAAGCUGCCGCGCUACUCGAAUGCGGAGACCUUGCGGAGCAAGUUGCUGUAUGCAGUGAGCUCAGGAGCUGGAUUUGACCUAAGUUAA